AUGCACGCGAUCCUAGCCCCCGUCCGCGCGCUCGCGCCCGCGUCCGCCCGCCGCGUCACCCCCACCGCCAGAUCGCAGCGGCGCCGCGUGGCCGUCGGGAGGACCGCCGCGAACGCCGGACCCAUCGUCGCGCUCGGCGCGUCCGUCUCCGCGGGUGACGCGAACGUCGUCGAUGCGAAGCACGCGCGCGCGGUGAGCGAGGUCGCGGCGCGGUGGCGGACGGAGGAGGAGGGCGCGGCGCCCGCGACACGCGCGGGAAGGGUGGAGGAACUGGACUCGACGGAGAUGGACUCGACGGCGGUGGCGGCGACGGCGCUGUUCGCCGCGUUCGCUUUCGCCUUCUUCGCCGGCGUCGACCCGGCGGUCGCGGCCGACUCGCUCGACGCGAUCGACGCCCCGCGCGAGGUCUUCUCGUUGGCGGGCGGCGAGGUCCCGUUCUGGGCCAACAUGGUCAAGUACGCCAGGUUCAGCAUCUCGAUCAUGGUCGGGUUUGCGUUCAUGUUCGGUCGGCCGGUGGUGGCGGCGCUGAAGAAGCCGCAGACGGCGAUCCUGGUGCUCGGUGGAGGGUACGGGGCGGUGCGGUUCUUCCAGUGGACGAUCGAGACGAUGUCGGGGGUCAACGACCCGAUGACGAUGACCUACUGA
Molecule: messenger RNA, 645 nt
Organism: Micromonas commoda
Lineage: Eukaryota; Viridiplantae; Chlorophyta; Mamiellophyceae; Mamiellales; Mamiellaceae
Exons: 1
Coding region: 1-645 (214 amino acids)
Source: RefSeq, a predicted model, not a curated record